AUGCAGUGCUAUACGGAAUUGCUCCCCCCAACGGGGGUCACUCAUGCUUUGGCGCUGCCCUUUAUCUCAGCCACAGCUAACAAUCUGAUUGUGGUCCGGUCAUCGCUACUGCAGGUGUUCUCACUGCUCAAACCUGCCUUUCAGCGGCAGGGAGAGAGCUCAGAGACCCACCCGUCAGCCUCUCACCAACCGGAGACAAAAUUGGUCCUGGAGAAGGAGUAUUCUCUCCCAGGAACCGUGACUGAUAUCAGUCGAGUGAAACCGUUAACCACGAAGAGCGGCGGGGAAGCUAUCUUGCUUGCCGUUCGUAAUGCCAAACUCAGCUUGGUUGAGUGGGACCCCGAGCGCCAUGGCAUUUCCACCGUCUCUAUUCAUUACUACGAGAGAGAUGACCUCACUCGUAGCCCCUGGGUGCCUGAUCUGAGCCGCUGUGGAAGCAUCCUUAGUGUGGAUCCAAGCAGCCGGUGCGCGAUUUUCAACUUCGGCGUCCGCAACCUUGCCAUUCUUCCUUUUCACCAGGCAGGUGAUGAUUUAGUGAUGGAUGACUAUGACUCGGAGCUUGACGGAGAGCGCCCGGAUGGGACUCGGGAAGGGGCAACUGAUGUUGAGAAGCGCAAAGACGGGCCAGGAUAUCAGACCCCUUAUGCUGCUUCCUUUGUCCUGCCGUUGACUGCUUUGGACCCUUCGUUGCUGCACCCAGUCAGUCUUGCAUUUCUUUACGAAUAUAGGGAGCCGACUUUUGGCAUUUUGUAUUCUCAAAUUGCAAGUUCCAACGCUUUGCUUCACGAGAGAAAGGAUGUGAUGUUCUAUACCGUCUUUACACUAGACCUAGAGCAACGUGCCUCCACGACCCUCCUCUCGGUGACGCGGCUCCCGAGUGACUUGUUCAAGAUAGUGGCACUCCCACCUCCCGUGGGAGGGGCCCUGCUCAUCGGUUCCAACGAGAUCGUACAUGUUGAUCAAGCCGGGAAAACCAGCGCGGUGGGUGUGAAUGAGUUCUCCAGGCAGAUCUCAUCAUUUUCAAUGAGUGAUCAAUCCGACCUCGCCUUUCGUCUCGAAGGCUGUGUCGUGGAACGACUAGGUGGUGAUAGCGGUGAUCUUCUCCUUGCACUUGCAUCAGGGGAAAUGGCAUUGAUCAAGUUCAAGCUUGAUGGGCGAUCUGUGUCGGGCAUGACAGUUCAUUCCCUGCCAUCACAAGUCGGUGGCAAUCUCUUGAAGUCGGCUGCAUCGUGCUCCACUUGCUUUGAGGAUGGAAAUAUCUUCAUUGGUAGCGAAGACGCAGACUCGGUGCUCUUGGGGUGGUCCCACUCUUCACUUUCAGCAAAGAAGGCACGAAUCGAGUCGAAAAAAGCCAGUGACAGCACUGAUAUCUUCUCAGACGAUGAGCAAAUGGAUGACGACGGUUACGAAGAUGACCUUUACUCCUCAGUACCCGAGCCCAGUCAGGCCGAUCCGCGCAUGGCUUCCGAGAAUUCAACCUCCGAGUCCUAUCAUUUUCGACUGAAUGAUCGAUUGAUAAGCACUGGCCCUCUACGAGAUAUCACACUGGGACAAGCAUUCCCGGCAAUCAAAGACCAAGACAGGUCCACCAACGAAGGAGUCUCUGCUGAGUUGGAGUUUGUCGCAUCGCAAGGUUCCGGUCGAGCCGGUGGUCUGGUUGUCAUCAAACGAGAAAUUGACCCUGUGACCACGGUUUCCAUGAAUAUUGAUGAUGCCGAUGGGGUAUGGUCGGCCUCCGUGACCCAAGGGAAAGGAAGCCUUGUCAAUACUGGCGAUUUGCCUGAAGAGCCCACCUUCCAGCAUUAUGUGAUUGUCGCGAGGUCAACAGAGACAGAAAAGGAAGUCUCCGAAAUCUUGAGAAUCGAAGGGCAAGACUUGAAGCCUUUCAAAGCACCCGAGUUCAAUCCGAAUGAAGAUCGUACCAUCGACAUCGCGCCGUUAGCUGAGAGUACUCGUCUGGUUCAAGUUUUGCGGAAUGAAGUCAGGAGCUAUGAUAUAGACCUCGGGCUGGUCCAGAUCUACCCCAUCUGGGAUGAGGACACUGAUGAAGAGCGCUUAGCGGUGAGCGCAAGUUUCACGGAUCCUUACCUCGCUAUUCUGCGGGAUGACUCUUCACUUUUACUUCUUCAGGCGGAUGACAGCGGUGACCUCGACGAGGUUUCACUUCCAGAUCAAAUAUCUUCCUCAAAAUGGCGAUCGGCCUGUCUCUAUCAUGGCAAAAGCCAAGCAUUCGGCACCAGCGAAAAGGUCCUGAUGUUUUUGCUAAGCAUGGAGUGCAAGCUCUCGAUAUUCAGUCUUCCAGACAUGAAACUGUUGUCGGUCAUUGAAGGCAUCGAUUGCUUACAACCUGUCAUGUCCGCGGAACCCCCUCGCCGGUCAAAUUCCCGGGAAGCUCUGAAAGAAGUCCUUGUUGCCGAUCUCGGCGUCCGUUGGGCUAAUUCGCCAUAUUUAAUCAUUCGAACCGACAACGAUGACCUGGCUGUUUACAAGCCAGUCUUCAAAUCGUCAGAGGCCGAGAACGGACCAUCGCACGACUUACGAUUCUUCCGGGAGGUCAAUUACACCCUGUCCAAUGUCACAUCGGGGACAGCAUCUGGGAUUUUGGAGGACAGGCAGCGGACGAGGCCAUUGCGAGUUCUGCCCGACGUUGCGGGGCUUUGCACUGUUUUCAUGCCUGGAAGUUCUGCUGGGUUCAUUCUACGAACGGCGGCAAGCUCGCCACAUCUAGUCCGCCUUCGAGGAGAGUUCACACGAUGGAUGAGUACCUUUCACUCGCCUUCUAUUGGCUGUGAGAAUGGCUUUAUCUACGUGGAUUCCGAACAUUGUAUCCGAGCCUGUCUCUUACCCCCACACACCCAGUUCGAUUACCCGUGGACUUUGCGCAAGAUCCCCGUGGAAGAGCAAGUCGACUUUCUGACCUACUCGACGUCAUCCAACACCUAUGUUCUCGGCACCAGCUCCAGUGUGGGCUUUAAAUUACCAGAAAAUGACGAGUUGCAUCCGGAGUGGUGUAUGGAGUCAAUAUCAUUUCUGCCAGAGGUCCCUCAGAGCUCCGUCAAGGUGGUCAGCCCCAAGACUUGGACCAUCAUCGAUAGUUAUCCCCUAGAUCCCGCCGAGCAUGUGACAGCGGUGAAGAACGUGAACCUGGAGAUCUCGGAGAAUACACACGAGCGGAAGGAUCUGAUCGUGGUCGGAACGGCAAUUGCUAAGGGCGAAGACAUUCCGGCCCGCGGGUGCAUUUACGUGUUUGAGGUGAUCGACGUUGUUCCGGAACCAGGCCAGCCAGAGACUGGUCGGAAAUUGAAGUUGGUUGGCAAGGAGACUGUGAAGGGCGCCGUAACGGCGCUGUCAGGCAUUGGCAGCCAGGGCUUCAUCAUCGUGGCUCAGGGACAGAAGUGUAUGGUUCGAGGUCUCAAAGAAGAUGGCAGUCUUCUUCCCGUGGCAUUUAUGGACAUGCUAUGCUAUGUCAAUGUCGCCAAGGAGCUCAAGGGCACCGGGAUGUGCAUCCUGGGUGAUGCAGUCAAGGGCAUCUGGUUUGCGGGCUACUCGGAGGAGCCAUACAAGAUGACUCUCUUUGGCAAAGAUCCAGACUACCUGGAAGUGGCGGCCGCGGAUUUCCUGCCGAACGGGAACAAGCUCUAUAUGUUGGUUGCGGACAGUGAUUGCAACCUCCACGUCCUGCAGUACGACCCCGAAGAUCCCAAGUCUUCCAAUGGUGACCGGCUGCUGAACCGGAGCAAAUUCUACACCGGCAAUUUCGCCUCGACGGUGACCCUGCUGCCCCGAACUCCCGUUUCGUCCGAACUUAUGGAGUCCAACGACGAUGAGAUGGAGGUGGAUGAAGACAUUCCCAACCACCAUGUCCUGAUCACUUCGCAGAAUGGAUCUCUAGCGUUGGUCACGUCUGUCACGGAAGAUUCUUACCGUCGGCUGUCGGCUCUACAGUCUCAACUGACCAACACGAUCGAACAUCCCUGUGGAUUGAACCCUCGUGCGUUCCGGGCAGUUGAGAGCGACGGUGCCGGCGGCCGAGGCAUGGUUGAUGGAAACCUGGUGCGUCAGUGGCUGAGCCUGGGCAAGCAACGCCAGGCGGAGAUCGCGGGUCGGGUCGGUGCGAAGGAGUGGGAGAUCAGAGCCGAUCUGGAGACCGUCGGUGGAGACGGACUGGGCUAUGUAUAA
Molecule: messenger RNA, 4179 nt
Organism: Penicillium cinerascens
Lineage: Eukaryota; Fungi; Ascomycota; Eurotiomycetes; Eurotiales; Aspergillaceae
Product: cleavage/polyadenylation factor CFT1
Exons: 6
Coding region: 1-4179 (1392 amino acids)
Cellular component (GO): nucleus; mRNA cleavage and polyadenylation specificity factor complex
Molecular function (GO): protein binding; nucleic acid binding
Source: RefSeq, a predicted model, not a curated record